AUGUGUAUUUCUACUAACUGCUCGUCCAUCUCAAAACCUAAGAGCACUGAAUUGCAUUGUCAAGUAACUUCUUCUACCAAGCUUACUUUUAACGAGCAAUCAUCUUCCGUGGCUUGUAACUCAUGCCUAAAGUUGAUCCAUGACCAAGUUUACUUUCAUUGUAAGGAUUGCCUAGAUUUUGAUGUCUGUCGAUCUUGUUACAGCAAUCAGGCAUUUUCUCAUUCUUGUCUGAAAGCGUCUUUCGAGAAGGUCACACAAACUCCUAAAACCAUACCCUUGCCAUUGCCUUCUCCAGUUAUGGGGUCUUCAGAGUUUAUGUACGCCAUAUGCGAUGCUUGUGAGCAGCCUAUCAGCAAUUUGCGUCUAAAAUGUGGCACUUGUGAUGAUUAUGAUCUUUGCAGUUCUUGUUUUCUUUUGAACGAGCACACAAAAACUCAUAGUUUUGUUCGAAUGACGAAGCCGUAUCCCAUUGGGAUUCCAUCUUUCCAACUUCCUCCUUCCUUUGCUUCAGAAACCGAUUUUUCUCGUGCAUCUCUGGUUCAUCGUUUUUCUCAAUGUGACUCUUGUCACGCUCAUCCCAUCGUGGGGAACCGCUACAAGUGUCUAAUUUGUAAGGAUUUCGACCUUUGCUCUAAGUGUGUGGAUCAUACCUUUCAUCAUAAUCAUGAAAUGCUUUGUUUAUCGCAUUCUUCUACUUCCUGCUCACCGUCCGGCUUCAAACCUAAAGAACUCCAUUACGAUUUUCAGCUCGUACAAGACUAUCUUCUACCUGCAAAUCCCGGGCCAAAGGCAUCUUGUAUCAAAAUCUGGCAAUUGAAAAACAUUUCUCUAGAGGCGUGGCCUGCUCCUCUUUUUUUGAAAUUUAACGGUGGUGAUCAACUCAUAAGUGAUGAAAACGAUUCCACUUUGCCUAUUAAACAUCGAGUCCAACCAGGUGAAAGUGCUCUCAUUGCUUUAUCUAUUAGAAUUCCCUCGGCUGAAAUAUCUAAGAAAACAUUCUUUUCUUUUUUCCAACUGGUCACCGAAUCUGGUAACGUCUUUCACAAAAACCUUUGCCUUUUUUAUACGAUCUCGACAACUGAUGAAUAA
This is a messenger RNA of Schizosaccharomyces osmophilus, 1089 nucleotides long. RefSeq names its product cargo receptor for selective autophagy pathway (gene nbr1). The record is from RefSeq and is a predicted model, not a curated record. Lineage: Eukaryota; Fungi; Ascomycota; Schizosaccharomycetes; Schizosaccharomycetales; Schizosaccharomycetaceae. The transcript has a single exon. Gene Ontology annotation, molecular function: zinc ion binding. Bases 1 to 1089 code for a protein of 362 amino acids.